AUGGUCUUGAUGCGUGCCCUUUUCUCCCUCGUGGCCCUCCCUUGCGUGGCCCUGGCAGCUCCUGCCAAGAGGGACUCCCCAUCUGUGACCAUUUCGUCCCCCUCGGCGACCAUCGUUGGUAGUUCGCUUUUUGGUGUCGAUCGGUUCAACAAUAUCCCCUUUGCCCAACAGCCCACCGGCUCCUUGCGGCUGAAGCCUCCUCAGCCGCUGGAAGCACCCUUGGGUACAGUCGAUGCCUCGGGAGGGUCACGCUCAUGUCCGCAGUUCUUCUUUUCGACCAAUAACCCUGAGUUCCCGGGCUCUAUCAUUGGCCAGCUUGCCAACAUCCCGUUGUUCCAAGCUGUCACCAAUGCCGGAGAGGACUGUCUCGGGCUGGACAUCCGCCGUCCGGCCGGCACGACCCCAGAUUCCAAGCUACCAGUACUGGUAUGGAUCUACGGAGGCGGGUUCGAGCUGGGAUCGUCGUCAACGUAUGAGGGAACGCCAUUAGUGGCGAGCUCCGUGGACCUGGACAUGCCGAUUGUCUUCGUCGCCAUCAACUACCGCGUUGGUGGAUUCGGGUUCAUGCCUGGGAAGGAGAUCCUGGCCGACGGCUCGGCCAAUCUGGGUUUGCUGGACCAGCGACUGGCCCUACAAUGGGUCGCCGACAAUAUCGCAGCCUUCGGCGGCGACCCCGACAAGGUCACCAUCUGGGGCGAGUCCGCCGGGUCCAUCUCCGUGUACGACCAGAUGAUCUUGUACGACGGCGACUACACCUACAAGGGCAGACCGCUCUUCCACGGUGCCAUCAUGAACUCGGGCGGUGCCAUCCCCGCUGACCCCGUCGACGGCGUGAAGGGUCAGGCCGUCUAUGACCAGGUCGUCGCAACAGCCGGGUGCUCGUCCGCCUCCGACACGCUCGAGUGCCUCCGUGGACUGGACUACACCGACUUCCUCAACGCCGCGAACUCGGUGCCAGGCAUCCUGAGCUACCACUCCGUCGCGCUGUCUUACCUGCCCCGUCCCGACGGCAAGGUGCUCACGCAGAGUCCCGACCUCGUCGGCAAGGCCGGCAAGUACGCGCCGGUCCCAUUUAUCAUUGGCGACCAGGAAGACGAGGGGACGCUGUUCGCCCUGUUCCAGUCCAACAUCACAACCACUACCGACAUCGUCGAUUACUUCAAGAAGUACUACUUCUUCUCGGCGUCGCGCGCGCAGCUCCAAGAGCUGGUCGGCACCUACCAGACCAUCACCGAGGACGGCUCGCCGUUCCGCACAAGCAUCUUUAACAACUGGUACCCGCAGUUCAAACGGCUGGCGGCCAUACUGGGCGAUCUAACAUUCACGCUGACACGGCGCGCGCUGCUGAAGUACACGACAGAGGCUAAGCCCGACGUACCCUGCUGGUCGUACUUGGCGUCGUACGGCUAUGGCACGCCUAUCUUGGGCACCCUGCACGGCAGCGACAUCCUGCAGGUGUUUUACGGCAUCCUGCCUAACUACGCGUCGCGGUCGAUCCACACGUACUAUUUCAGCUUCGUUUACGACCAGGACCCGAACUCGCGGCGCGGCAGUUUCAUGGAGUGGCCGCAGUGGAAGGACGACAACCAGCUGAUGCAUUUCAUGGCCAAUAAGGGGGCCCUCCUGAAGGACGACUUUCGGUCGGAUACAUAUGAGUUUCUUUUGAAGAAUGUGGACUCGUUCCAUAUUUAG
Messenger RNA from Aspergillus terreus NIH2624, 1692 nucleotides. RefSeq names its product putative extracellular lipase. The coding region runs from base 1 to 1692 and encodes 563 amino acids. The transcript has a single exon. The record is from RefSeq and is a predicted model, not a curated record. Lineage: Eukaryota; Fungi; Ascomycota; Eurotiomycetes; Eurotiales; Aspergillaceae.